AUGGGGAAUCAAAACUCGCAGAUGAUAGACAGCAUCGUUUCCGGGUCGAAUUUCGACCGGGACGAGGUUGACAGGUUAAGGAAGCGGUUCAUGAAGCUGGAUAAGGACAACUCGGGAACUAUCGAGCGAGACGAAUUCCUGUCGCUCCCACAGGUCUCCUCCAAUCCACUCGCAACGCGAAUGAUUGCAAUCUUUGACGAGGAUGGCGGUGGUGACGUCGACUUCAAAGAAUUCGUCUCCGGGUUGUCCGCUUUCUCAUCCAAAGGAAACAAGGAAGAGAAGCUACGUUUCGCAUUUAAGGUUUACGAUAUUGAUCGUGAUGGAUAUAUCUCCAACGGAGAACUAUUUAUCGUAUUGAAAAUGAUGGUUGGCAGCAAUUUGAAGGAUCACCAACUCCAACAGAUCGUUGAUAAAACAAUCAUGGAAGCCGAUGAAGAUCAAGAUGGGAAGAUCAGUUUCGAGGAAUUUACAAAGAUGGUCGAGAAUACAGACGUCUCUAUGAGCAUGACUUUGGAUUCCAUUUAA
Molecule: messenger RNA, 525 nt
Organism: Orbilia oligospora ATCC 24927
Lineage: Eukaryota; Fungi; Ascomycota; Orbiliomycetes; Orbiliales; Orbiliaceae
Exons: 6
Coding region: 1-525 (174 amino acids)
Molecular function (GO): calcium ion binding; calcium-dependent protein serine/threonine phosphatase regulator activity
Source: RefSeq, a predicted model, not a curated record